AUGGCUUUAUUCCCAUCAGCCUCUGCCCUCAAGGCUUCUUUCGAUCCUAACGGAGUUCACCAAAAGGCUUCUUCCAAGUACUGGAUUAGCUCUCCCAGUGACAAGGCCGCUGAAUUGAGCAAGGCUGCUCAAACUGAGCUCUCUAAGGCUUCUCAAGCCAUUGCUGCUGCUCCUAAGGGUAUUCAACUUUACUCUACUGAGUACUACCUUGCCUGUACUCUUGGUGGUAUUCUUGCCUGUGGUCCUACCCACGCUGCCGUCACUCCUUUGGAUUUGGUCAAGUGUCGUUUGCAAGUCAACCCCUCUCUCUACUCUGGUAACUUCCAAGCUUGGAAGACCAUUGUUGCUACUGAGGGAUUCGGUGGUGUCUUCACUGGUUUCGGUGCUACUCUUAUUGGUUACUCUCUCCAGGGUGCUGGUAAGUAUGGUUUCUACGAGGUUUUCAAGAAGACCUACUCUGACUUGGCUGGCGAGGACUUCUCCAAGAACUACAAGACUGCCAUUUUCUUAGCCGCCUCUGCCUCUGCUGAAUUCAUUGCUGAUAUCUUCUUGUGUCCUUGGGAGGCCAUUAAGGUCAAGACCCAAACCACCAUUCCUCCUUAUGCCACUUCUGCUCUCGACGGUUUCAAGAAAUCUAUUGCUGCUGAAGGUGUUGCUGGUCUUUACAAGGGUCUUUCUCCUCUCUGGGCUAGACAAAUUCCUUACACCAUGGUUAAGUUCGCUUCUUUCGAAAACACUGUCGUUGCUAUCUACAGUGCUCUUCCUAAGGAGAGACACGAGUACUCCAAGCUUGCUCAAACUGGUGUCUCCUUCCUUGCUGGUUACAUUGCUGGUGUCUUCUGUGCUGUUGUCUCCCACCCUGCUGAUGUUAUGGUUUCCAAGAUUAAUGCUGAGCGUCAAGCUGGUGAGUCUAUGGGUGCUGCUGUUUCUCGUAUCUAUUCUAAGAUUGGUUUCGGUGGUCUCUGGAACGGUCUCCCCGUCAGAAUCGUCAUGGUUGGUACCCUUACUGGUCUCCAAUGGUUGAUCUACGACGGUUACAAGAUCUACACUGGUAUUGCUGGUGCUGCUCCUGCUCCUGCCAAAUAA
This is a messenger RNA of Sugiyamaella lignohabitans, 1086 nucleotides long. RefSeq names its product Pic2p (gene PIC2). Gene Ontology annotation, molecular function: phosphate transmembrane transporter activity. The coding region runs from base 1 to 1086 and encodes 361 amino acids. Gene Ontology annotation, biological process: mitochondrial phosphate ion transmembrane transport. The transcript is spliced from 2 exons. Lineage: Eukaryota; Fungi; Ascomycota; Dipodascomycetes; Dipodascales; Trichomonascaceae. Gene Ontology annotation, cellular component: mitochondrial inner membrane. The record is from RefSeq and is a predicted model, not a curated record.